Amaranthus tricolor (Joseph's coat) is the source of this 968-nucleotide messenger RNA. RefSeq names its product membrane magnesium transporter. The coding region runs from base 181 to 501 and encodes 106 amino acids. NCBI's taxonomy places the organism in Eukaryota, Viridiplantae, Streptophyta, Magnoliopsida, Caryophyllales, Amaranthaceae. Gene Ontology annotation, cellular component: EMC complex; Golgi apparatus; early endosome. The transcript has 4 exons. The record is from RefSeq and is a predicted model, not a curated record.
GAAAGAGAGCAAGUUUAUGUAUGAUUAAUGUUAAUUUGUUCCUUUAGAAAAUAACUUGAUCCAACAUUGAAACAAGUUCGAGUCCCGUGAAAUAGUGGAAAAUAGAAUCUUCUUCUUUCCCAAGCAACAAAGUUAAAAUCUCAAAUCGAAGCCCUAAAAAGUGCAAAUCUUGAAUUGGAGAUGGGUUUUGGUUUAACAAUUGGCGUACUCGGAGUUCUCAUUCUCUCGCAUGCCGCUUACUCUACUAUUCAAUAUAGAGGAUUGUUGAAGAUUACUGAGGAUGAGUUUAAUGGGGCCCCUAUGAAUGUUGUGGUAGAAUUAAUUCUAGGGUUUUUGUUAUGUAUGUAUGCUGGAUUGACUGUUCCUGGAAAUUUCCAAUCUAUUCAUCCAGCUUCUAAGGAAAAUAGGAUCGUUUCUUUAUCGGAGAACUUAGAUUUCAUCAUCUUCAAUCAUCGAGGCAGAGUGGUGCUUUCAGAUUCUAAUAUGAAGCUUAAAUUGUAGAUAUCAUUUGGGAAAUACCUCAAUGCUUCAUUAUGAGGGGGAGUUAGGAAACCAAUCAAAUUUUCAAGCUGGCUAUCUCAUUUUUAGCAUCGAAUUCUUCUGCUUUUCAAACUGCUAUUGUUUCUUACUUUUAUUAUCUCUUUUGUUGCCGCUGAUCCAUAAUAGAUUACAACUUUGGUGUACUAAUCAUGAAAUUUCCCUCUCUUUUUUGAGGUAAAUUUUCGUUUUUUUUAAAGGUCAACAAAUAAUUUAUUGAUGUUCAAGAGCCAAACGGCAUUUACAACAAGAUGAAUCCAUAAAGACAUCCGAUCUCAAAUAUCUAUGUACACAUUUUUUCUAAAAAUUUGUACAAAGAUCAUAAGCUCGAUAAGUUGGUUUACUUCUCCAUUUUGGUUGUGGAAAGUCUUGUAUUUGAUCUUUACCUCGUGCAUCUCACACCCUUUUUCCUCUCCCUUUUUCCUUCUCCU